Messenger RNA from Prunus armeniaca (apricot), 1002 nucleotides. The record is from the annotation of a GenBank genome assembly. Lineage: Eukaryota; Viridiplantae; Streptophyta; Magnoliopsida; Rosales; Rosaceae.
AUGGAGACCAUUAACAAAUUGGAACCAUUGCGAUUAAAGGGGCUACUUGUUAGCAAGGUGGUGAGAAGAAUUUUUGCAAACUGUUUCAUCAAGAAAGAUAGAGCACUAGAGAGGGAGAGGAAGAGAGAAAGCAGAAAGAGGAAACUACAAGUGGACUUGGAUGCAUCUGCAAUGUCACUUAUGAGUCGAGUUGCAGCUAUUCCAUGCGAGAAACCAGGUCCACGAGUAUUUAAGGGCUUCACUGUAGGUUUCCAUCCAUGGUCAUGGGAACUUGUUUAUGAUGGCAUGACUCAAUUGGGCUAUGAAAAGUCUCACCAUGAGUUUAGCUUUGGGACUGAGCAGACACAUGUAACGCUUUAUAUGACUGCAAUUGCUUCCCUUUCCACUUUGAUCUUACCAGAAAAUGGUCUGGAGGUUAAGGUAUCAGGAUCGGGAGCAACUGGGAGCCCACCUACAACUUUGUCACCCACAAUGUUAAAUGUUGAUUGGAGAUGUGAAAUGGCUCGUGAUACUCCAUAUGAAGUUAAUAUCACUAUCCCAGUAGAGGGUUACGAGCCCAUCCAAUUUUUUCUUGCCAAACUGUGGAAUGAGUCCCUCAAUAAUGUCGUCACUCUCAGAAAUUAUUACAUUCAAGUUAAAUGGCCAAUAAGGGAAAGUGGAGACAAGGGUUUUUCAGAAAACAGGCAGAACCAAAAUGGAGACAGUGCACGAGGAUGGGCUAUAUUUGGGGUGUUAUCCUGCAUAUUCACUGUCUCAUCGACCCUGUUUUGCUGUGGAGGAUUUAUUUACAAGACUCAAGUUGAAAGGAAGCGUGGGAUUGAUGCAUUGCCGGGAAUGACAAUUCUAUCCGCUUGUUUAGAAACUGUGAGUGACGGAGGGCACAGCUACACCCGACAAGAAGACCUUAAUACUACUUUUGCCAGUGAAGCCUCUUGGGAACGCUCUUCUGCUUCUAAUCAAGGAACAUCAAGGCCGAACGAAAGAAAAUACGGUGCAAUUUGA